AUGUCCUCGGAGGGGGAAGCCGAGGCGGCUGCUGAGAGCGGGCCGGGCAGCAGCCCCACGCCGGGGCCGGCCGCCGCCGAGCGGGAGGAGGUGAGCGGCGGCAGGGGCAGCCGCCCCGGCCCAGGGGGGGUUCGGGAGGCAAAAGGGGAGAUGGGCGUGGGGAAGGGGCUGGGGAGCCCCUCGCUGGGCAGCGGGAGCGGGUGGCCGAGGAGGGGAUCCGCAGAGCGGGGGAAGCCGGCGAGGCAGCCGCGGCCCCCGCAGCCCGGCCGGGACCUGCAGCCGCGCCGCGGGGGCGGCCGCCAGCAGCCGCCGGUAGGGAGCCGCGAGCGGGGCAGUGCGGAGCGGAGCGGGGCUCUGCGCGGUGCGGAGCGGACCUCAGCGCGGUGCCCGCCGCGCCCUGCAGUGCCGGGGGUGCCGGCGGGAGCGGGCGGAGUCCCCAGCGGCCAGCAACGCCCUGUGAAGCAAUCCCUGAGUGCCUGCAUGUGCAGAGAGUCACACUGGAAAUGCCUCCUCCUCUCCAUCCUCAUGUAUGGUUGCCUGGGAGCAGUGGCCUGGUGUCAGCUGGCCCGAGUCACCAAGCUCAGCUUCGACAGCUCCUUCAAGGGCAAGUCCAUGAUCUACCAUGACAGUCCCUGCUCAGAUGGCUAUGUCUACAUCCCACUGGCCUUCCUUUCCAUGCUGUAUGUGGUGUACUUGGUGGAGUGCUGGCACUGCCACGUCAAGAGAGAGCUGCAGUACAAGGCUGAUGUGGACAGUGUCUAUGAAUGUAUCAGCCGCAUGCAGCAAGCCACUCCAUGCAUCUGGUGGAAGGCCAUCAGCUACCACUUUGUACGGCGAACCCGGCAGGUAACACGGUACCGCAAUGGUGAUGCCUAUACCACCACCCAAGUCUACCAUGAGAGGGUCAACACUCAUGUGGCCGAAGCUGAGUUUGACUACUCUCACUGUGGAUACAAGGACAUCUCCAAAGAGCUCCUGGGCCUGGAGAGCUACACAGCCACCAAGCUGAGGUUCACCAAAUGCUUCAGCUUUGCCAACAUCGAGUCUGAGAACUCUUACCUGACACAAAGGGCUCACUUCUUCACAGAAAUAGAGGGGCUGGAUGACUACAUGGAGGUAAGGGAAGGCAUGCAGCUCAAAAAUGUGGACUUCAAAGAGCUCAUGAUGGCCUACGGGGACCCAGAUCACCUCCCAUGGUAUGUGUCUCACUAUGCUUUCUGGGUGGCAGCCAUCCUGAUGAUCUCGUGGCCUCUCAGGGUACUCAUAGAGUAUCGGACUGCAUACGUCCACUACCAUGUGGAGAAGCUUCUGGGCCUGGAAUACACAGCACCCGCCAUGACGGAGGAGCCCCUCUACCGUUACCGCAUGCCCCGGGAUGCCACGCAGGACAGCACAGAGCUGGAGUGGCACAUCUGCACCAACCGGCAGCUGAUCCCCAGCUACUCGGAGGCCAUGCUAAUGGACCUGGCCGACUCCCCAGCGUACAACAGCUACACAGUGUGUCGGUACAGUGAGGUGGCCCACGGCUGUGAGCGCUGCAACCGUGCCUCCAGCACCUCCUCCAUCUUCUCACGCCAUGCUUUCCACAGCUGCAGUGGCAACUCCCGUCUGUCCCUCAACACCAGCCGCUUCUCCCUCUGCCGCGUCCAUGGCUCCCACAGGACAGGCCUCUGGCGGAGCCGCAGCAGCAGCAUUGCUGACCGGGGCUGCCAUGAUGAGCAAUGCUGCUCCUACUCCAGCCAGCUGGCUGUCAAUGAGAACCCCCCUACCUACCACGACGCCCGCUUCUUCCCUGUCUUGAUCGUGCAUAGGCCGGAAGGGCACGAUGGACAGCCCUUCUAUGUCAGACGCUCCUCCUGUUUAGAAACAUCUCUGUGA
Molecule: messenger RNA, 1878 nt
Organism: Centrocercus urophasianus (Greater sage-grouse)
Lineage: Eukaryota; Metazoa; Chordata; Aves; Galliformes; Phasianidae
Product: transmembrane protein 151B-like
Exons: 2
Coding region: 1-1878 (625 amino acids)
Source: RefSeq, a predicted model, not a curated record